Molecule: messenger RNA, 2389 nt
Organism: Acanthochromis polyacanthus (spiny chromis)
Lineage: Eukaryota; Metazoa; Chordata; Actinopteri; Pomacentridae
Gene: rnf220b
Product: ring finger protein 220b
Exons: 16
Coding region: 286-1983 (565 amino acids)
Biological process (GO): protein ubiquitination
Molecular function (GO): ubiquitin protein ligase activity; metal ion binding
Source: RefSeq, a predicted model, not a curated record
GAGGAGGCUGUCACAGAGCGCAGAGACUCGGAGACCUUCAGUCCGUCAGAGGAGCCUCGGUCUGCCCAGAAACGCAGCUCCGCUCCGCGUCUCCAAAAAAAAAAAAAAAAAAAAAAAGAGCCCGCGCGUAAAAAGCUCUGGAGGAGGACCGACAGGAACCGAAGCUUUUAUUUCUUCUGCUAACCUGGAAAAAAGUGCCGCUGAAAUUGAAAGUGAGCGGGGGACAGAGCUGGACGUAAAUCUGCGCUUUGAGGACUCCAUCCCGGUCCACUGAUCAGGAGGUGAAUGGACCUCCACCGCCCCUUCAAGAUGGACAGCCCCUCCUACCUGCCGGCUCCUCUGGCCUCCCCCGCCCUCAUGGUGCUGGCCUCCACCGCCGAGGCCGGCCGAGACGCCUCCGUCCCCUGCCAGGCUUCGCGGCCCUUCGGCGUCCCCGCCUCCGUGGAGAAGGACCUCCACCUGCCCUUCCCCUCGGCCUCCUACACCUUCACCUCCAUGUACCAGCGCCAGGGCCCCGUGUCGGGCACCUUCCCGGCCCGAGACUUCCCGGCCUCCCUGCUCCACCUGCACCCCCAGUUCACCCCUCCGAACCUGGACUGCUCCACCCUGGGCAUGCUCAACCACAGCGGCGUGGGCGCCUUCCGGCCCUUCUCCUCCCCACAGGAGGAGAGGGAGUCCGGGGGCUACCAGUCGGCCUUCACCCCCGCCAAGAGGCUGAAGAGCUGCUUCCCGGACGUGGAGGGGAAGGAGUUUGACUUCGGCUCCCUGGGCGGCUCCCUGAAAGCCGUGGAGGACUCGGGCAGGAAGCUGUUCUCCAUGUCCGGCCUGCUGUCUGAUGGAGAAGCUUCGUCGAGCCCGGAGGAGCGCAAAGAGCACAGUAAGCUGAAGGCUCUGUAUGACGCCCAGGCUCCGGUGUGUCCGGUGUGUCAGACGGUGCUCCGACCAGCAGAUCUGCAGGAACACAUGGAGCAGGAGCUCAGCAAACUGGCCCAGCUGCACAUCAGCGGUUCUUCUCUACAACACGACCUCCUCAUCAGAACGCCGAAGUCGUUGUCGCUCUCUCUGCACAUCAAGCGUGAAGGAGGUUCUCCCAGUUCUCCUCCCCGACCGGCUGAAGAAGCUCAUUCUGACCGAUACCAGACGUUUCUUCGUGUUCGAGCCAACAGACACACCAGACUGAACGUCGACGACCUCUGCUGGUGCAGGUGCUACGUCAAAUCUGCCCCAUUACGCCCCCACAGCGCCGGAGCCCACCUAGACUGCACCCAAGCUGUCAGGAUCGGAAAGAUGAAGAGGAGGAAACAUGAAGAAGGACAGGUACGGAGAAGCUUCUCCGACUCGCUGCCGCUGGAGGACGAGUUGGAACGAGAGGAGAGGAUCCAGAUGGCGUCUCUGGCUUUAAAGCAUAUAAAUGUCUCAUCAGGUGCCAUGCUGGUGACCACCACCUCUAAGGAGUGCAGAGACAGCGACGCUGAUUUGGAUGUGGACGGAGACGAUACUCUGGAGUACGGCCGAGCGCAAUACUCAGAGACGGAUGUGAUUCGCUGUUCAGGAGAAAGUUCCAAGGAGACGACAGUCAACAGCAGCAUGUUACCAGACUCCAGAGUAAAUCCAGACUUUUCCAAAUGGUCAAACGACGGGAGUCCGUCGACCAGCAGAGAAGGAGAGAAGCAGGACAGCAGCUCGGCCGGACUCCCAAAAACCUGCAGAAACACCGAGAUGGAGACGCUCUCUGAGGACGCCACGCCGACGACGCUGGACGCACUGAAAGCUCGGAUACGAGAUCUGGAGAAGCAGCUGUCUAAAGGAGACCGGUUUAAAUGCCUCAUCUGCAUGGACACCUACACGACUCCGCUCACCUCCAUCCAGUGCUGGCACGUUCACUGUGAGGAGUGUUGGCUCCGGACGCUGGGAGCGAAGAAGUUGUGUCCUCAGUGCAACACCAUCACCUCACCUGGAGACCUGCGGAGGGUUUACCUGUGAUCUGUUUCAGGUGGAUGAGUGGGCAGCUGGCCUGUCCAUCACCGUCCUCCUCCUCACCGUCCUCCUCCUCCUUCCUGUACAGAACUUCCUGCUGCAGAUCAGAGGAAACAUCUGAACUCAGAGCUCAGGCAACGGGAUAAUAUUUAUCACUUUUCUAAUCCUUUUGUCUGUUUUAUGGGGGGAAAUUUGAACUGCAAAGCACAUGUACAUAGUUUGGUGUAUGUCUGGAGUGGCGUGUGUGUAGAAGUGGAUUUACUGUACAGAGUUGUCUUUAUCGGUUUUAGCUCUGGUAGAAACACGCAGUAAUCUCAUCCCUUUGUUUUCCUCAUCCAUGUGUUUUCUUUGUACAGGAGCAUUAAAUCUGAUUUUAUCAGCGUUACUACAAUAAAAAAAAUGUGUGUCUGAA